Messenger RNA from Caenorhabditis auriculariae, 3517 nucleotides. The record is from the annotation of a GenBank genome assembly. Lineage: Eukaryota; Metazoa; Nematoda; Chromadorea; Rhabditida; Rhabditidae.
AUGUUUCAAAAGCUUGUCAAGUGGACGAUGGGCAACGAAAGUUCUUUGAUCAACUUCCGAAGAGGAUCCAAAGAUCGCGACGCUCAGAUCGUCAUCGAUUGCGUGGAGGACUACAUGUUAGUUUUCAGAGAAGCUUUUCCUUGUCCCGUCCCUAAUUUUUUUCUGAGCUGACUUUUCCUUUCCUUUGGUUAGUCUCACUGGAAUAUAUGAGAAGUUUCGGAAAACUUGAACUGAAUAAUUGCUUUGGUGGAUGCCUGAUCGUUAUUCCCUUAGAGAACUAAUUAAGAUUCGCUGAGCCUCGAAUCCAAAAAAAAACCUUGAAAAAGGGAAAUUUAAUGUCCGAGCUUUUUUUUUUGAAGAGGUUUUCUGAAAUUUUUUCACAGUUAUAUUGUAUGAACGUACAUCCGAAGAUUGUCAAACAACAAAAUAUGCAGCUUUCCGAAGUUUUUUUUCAAAGAUUCCAUAGUAAAAAAAUGAGAAACUCAUGAAAAAGAAAUAUAGAAAUGAAAAACCUGUGUACAGACUUUUCCGGUCUUGAAAACUUUUUAUCUUUCGAAAAUCCAGCUUUGGGUAAGGAUUUUGGUCAUUUUGAAGUCUAAAGAGUCCUACUUACAUGAAUCAGUUGGUGUGGAAAUUUCUCGAAAGGCUUAACUUUUUUUAAAUUCAAAAAAACUAAUCAGAUUCUUUUAUGAGAGCUUUUUUCAAGUCCUUCUAAUCCACAAAAUCUGCGAAUUUCAAUUCGAGAUGUCCGGGAUUCACUGCAAAGGGAAACCCUUACAUGAUUGGAAUAAUUAUUGGUUAAUUAAAAACCUAUUGGAAUUUAGAAUAAAUUGAGGACUCGUAAUUCAGGAGUUAGGCGGUGAGAAAUGUGGAACAGAUCAGCAACUAGCAGCAUUCCGUUCUGAAACCUCAUAUAGUUAUUAUAUUUUUUUCUAAAAAAAACUUUGGGGGGCGAAUUCUUCAUUUCAUUCAAAAAUCUCUCGGUGUUUCUCUUUUUGUAAAGCUUCGAGCGAUGCAAUUUGAGGUCUUUUCAAAACAUAAAUUCUUAGAGUAAAUCAAGUUUUUUGAACACUGAAAGGAGAAUCGAAAGUCAAGCUUUUUUCGAAAUACUUCAAACAACAAGUCGUGACCCGAGGCUCUUGCCGCAGUUCUCCCUUUUCAGCUCUUGGCUCAUCUUUCGGCCAAACGAGCCGUCUGAGGUGUUAUCUCAACAGAUUUCCGACUUGCUUCCAUUUAACCGAGAUGUCCGUGUUCAGAGAGGUGCCCAUCUACCGCAAAAAGUCCAACCGAAGCGUCAGCCGUCAACGUCUUGACCACGGCUCAUCGCCUCUCAAGAAGGCGAGUCUCGACUCCGGAAGCCUCAGUUCCAGAAAAUCCUCCGGUUCGUUCUUUUCUGGAUCGUUUCUCUUCUCGGCUCCGUGUAAGAAGCGAUCGUUGAAAAAUCGUCUCAAAAACUUUGUAGAGUAACGCUUGAUUGUAAAUAGAAUGUCGUGCAAGUAGCGACUACGAGGGAGCAUUUCCCAUGUUUAACAAAGUUUUAGUCUUUUUUUUUUUGAUAUUUCCGAACUUCUAUUUCCGAACAUGCAAUUUUUAUUUUUUGCCCUCAAAACCUCAUGAGGAAAUGAACAAAAAAAAGAUGGGAGAAGCGGGAAAAGGGCAGACGCCGAAUCAUUGGACCAAUUUCCUGCAUCCUUUCAUUGAGUCGCCCCCUCACGAGAGAUGUUCCUUUUGUUUUACCUCACUCGUUACAAACUCUUCGAAGCGCGUCGCUUUUGCAGUUUCAAGUCCGCGCGGUUUGUCGAGCGACGGAUCCGGCGAUUCGCUGCUCAGUCCACUCACGUUGGUCUACGACCGCCGUCGGAGUCGCAGUUUGUGCUCCGCGCAAAUGAAGGAUGAUGUGCAGGUUGGUCUAACAAUCCUUUCCUUUGGAAGUUGAUUUCGAACUUGUCGGCCCACAGAAAGUGGGAAAUUAGCCUUCUGUGUGAUCGCUACGGCUAUAUUCAGGCCGUUACAUCGCCCUCCAAGGACAAAGAGGAGAAGCUGAGCAGCCGGAAGUCGAGCAGCGGACUCGUUCCUUCCCUCAACCGCCUUCGGAUUCAACAAUGCUACCGUGGAGCCAAGUCAUUUUUUGCUUGACUUGUGUAAUCUGAGAAGAAGAAUAAGAAAACAGUUAACUCCGACACAAAGAUCCAAUUUUAAACGGCGAUUUUCUAUUUAAAGAAGUGAGGAGGAAAUUCCGUGGGAACUUGUUGCAAUUCGAGAGUUUCAAGAAGGAGAUUGAAGAUUUUCUAAAUUUAGAAAUUCUUUUAUACUUUCCCAAAAAAAUACUCUGGUCUUACGAAGAUUAGGAGAAUCGCACAAAAAUUCAUGUGGUUCUUAUAGCUUUCAGAAAAAGUUAUUCAUGCUUAAAAUGGGGAGGAUUCCGAUGUUCAGAAUCGAUAUUAAAAGUGCCAUCUUCAGACUUUAGGUUUGGAAGAUGUUUCUGUGCCAAAAAAUAAUACUCUAAAAGGGUUCUAGAAUUGAAAAUUUCCUUUAAUAGCGUUAAAAUCCGAAACUAUUAUCAAAAAUUUCAAGAUAUCUUCAAAAAGUUAGUAACGCACUGGGGAGGAUUCCGGUGUUCAGAAUCGAUAUCUUGAGAAACGAACGCAAAUAAAAAUCUUAUUUUCAGGCCAUCGAUUGGCGAAAGCAUAAUGAAGCGAGCAGCGGCAUCUCGGCCAGAAAUGCGAGCGUUUCUGAGCAAAAUGAACGAUCAGCAGAUGGAGUUCAUGCAGAGGGACAUGUACGAACUAAUAACUGACGCCGUCGAAAACGCGGACAAGUCGGACAAAGUGAGUUCUGAGCUGAGAGCUUUGAAAAGAAAAGUGUUCAACUCAGGUUCUUGCCCACGCACGACAGUUUGGCGACACCUACGCUUCGCUUUGUCCUCUCGGCUUCCGUCCCGACCUCUUCUCGACUAUCGCAGAUGCCGCCAUCGCAGAAUGCGUCAAGCUCGACAGCGGAGUCCACAAGAGGUGAGAGGAUCGCGAGGAAUGCCUCGAAGGAUGACGUCACAGAUGCGAGACUCUCUCGGCGUGGAGCCAACUCUUCUCGGCCCUUUUUUCGGCUGUCCGCGACGGCUACUAUCAGCGCAUCCGACAGCAGCGUCGCACCUCUGUACCGCACAAUCCAAUUAGUAAACAGGUACUGUCUCUAAAGGCAAGAGCGAUUCGAUUUUUGAGUGAGAAAACCGCAAAAAACCAAGUCAUUAUCAAUAUGAUUUCGUUAUUGUCGUUACGUCACAAAAAUUUUCAGUGACAUAGAACACUUAAAUUUCCGUGAACCUGUCCUACAUGAAAACUUAACUAGGUCAAAAAAAGAAAACUUUCUCUAAUCAUCACACCGGAAAGCUGACUCAAUUCAUUUCCACUUAAAUCGUUGGAAAACUUUCUGUCACGACCAUAACGAAAAAAGACAUUUUCAGCUAUCGGUUGAUUUUUCUCCCAAGGGAAUCGAGAGACGAGACGCUGUAGUCCGUUGA